This is a messenger RNA of Engraulis encrasicolus (European anchovy), 1451 nucleotides long. RefSeq names its product tetraspanin-8-like. The record is from RefSeq and is a predicted model, not a curated record. Gene Ontology annotation, cellular component: plasma membrane. The transcript has 9 exons. NCBI's taxonomy places the organism in Eukaryota, Metazoa, Chordata, Actinopteri, Clupeiformes, Engraulidae. Bases 77 to 859 code for a protein of 260 amino acids.
GAAUUUCCGUAUUUACUAUGAUGUAUAAAGUUUGCUGUUGAUGUGAGGAAAAGGAAAGGAAGACAAACUCUCCAAAAUGGCGAAAGCGACUACUGUGCUGAGGAACCUUUUCGUCGCAUUUAAUGUGCUGUUUAUGAUUACUGGAGCUGUCCUGAUUGUAUUGGCUGUGGUACUUGAUUUCGCCUACAGUGCCGACAGGUACACUGGACUCAUCGCCCUUUACGUUGUCGGCGGUAUCACCUUCUUCACUGCAUUUCUUGGAGUCCAGGGUGCUGCGAGAAGUAUGAAAUGGCUUCUUGUCAUAUUUGCAGUUCUGAUGUGCGUGGACUGCCUCGCCCUGUUGCGCGUGGCGGUGCCUCUUGCUGUUCUGCAACCACGGGUGGGGUUGCUGAAGGAAGAGAUGGAGAGCAUUGUGCCGUUGGAUAAAAAAUCGGAGGACAUCCAGAAUGUCAUGAAUGAAAUCCAGAGCCAGUUGCAGUGUUGUGGUCUUGUCAAUGGCUACACUGACUGGAGUGGCCGGGUGCCUGCGUCUUGUGACUGCACCGGCGAGGAGCUAAGCUUCAAGGUCUGCACUCCUCUGCCUCCUCCAGGCGUGCAUGGGAACUGGCCUUUCUACAGGAAACAACCUAGGAUGGUGCGCAUUGAGCCCUGUGGUCAAAAGAUUGUCAACAAUUUCCUCGGUGUGCUGCUUGGAAUACUCUUUGGAUUUUCUGCACUGGCUCUCCUCGGCAUGGUGAUGUCUGGCUGUCUGAUAGCCCAGCUGAACAAUGCAAAGGCCGUCACCAAGCAAGAGCCAUCCAAGAUCUUCAGCAUUUCAGCCCACCCACCCAAAUACAGCAAGCUGUACGAGUACGAAUAGAUAGGCUUCCCCUUUACAGACAUUCGCGCUGUGAGGAGGGACAAGAUGGCAAUCACGUGAGCGCAUUUUUUUGAGUGUCAGCAGUCUUGUGAAUAUGACAUUCAAAGUAAAGCACGUUAAUUGGGAAAUUGCUUUAUAUUUUGCUUUUUUAUAUCUUCGAUUUCGUGUAAAAAUGACACUUUUACUUAACAGCCUAUGGUAAUUUUUACCUUGCACUAUCUUGUCUAUUUUUUUUUAAGUCAGACAGACCUAGCUCUAACAGUAAUUUACAAUUCAGAAUUUGUUACAAUCUUAGUGGAUGUUUUAUUUUGUGCAAUAAUUGUGUGUUUGUCUUUUACUGUGGGGAAGGUGAUGAUUAGUAACCUGGUUCUCACGCAGAUGGAUGUUUCUCAUCUCACGAAGUUGAGCGAAAAUGCAUGAGGGUCUACGUGAGAACCAGGCUAGAUUAUUAGCAGUCCGCUAUUAUGGCGUUGAGUGCUUUGUCAGUUUUGCAGUACACUGGAUAUCAAAGAAAUGGCCUCCGUGGAGGAUUUGUAAAAAAUUGCAUUGCAUUUCUAAAGUAAAUCAAUAAAGGAUUUCUACUUUUACGAAA